Messenger RNA from Myzus persicae (green peach aphid), 1528 nucleotides. RefSeq lists its product as uncharacterized. The record is from RefSeq and is a predicted model, not a curated record. Lineage: Eukaryota; Metazoa; Arthropoda; Insecta; Hemiptera; Aphididae. The transcript has 3 exons. The annotation marks the transcript as partial.
AGUGCCAAUGAACUGAAAAUUGUACAUAAACAAAAAGUGGACAAAGCUUUAACCUGUGGUUCUACUGUUCAACCUUAUGUGGUUAUAGUGGGAAAUGUCGAUGGCCAAGAUUCUACAUACUAUUAUACAAUAAUCAACAACACUCAAUACCAGUUGGAAACAGCAGUUAAGGCCGUAGAUUUAUGUUUUAAAUUAUACCAUGUUUUAAACCUAGAAUACCCUCCUGAAGCUGAGCAAAUAUGUACUAAUCAAUUAAUUAUACCAUUAGAUGCACCCAUUAUACAAGAUUCAGAUAAUAAUACUAUAUCUAAUAUUCCACUUUUAGAAACCUCGAAAGAUACACCAAAGUUAUUGAAACAAGAGUUACAAAAAAACGCUUUGUACCUAACUAGUAAAUGGUAUAGCAAUGUUUCAAUUCCAAGAAAUAUAGUGCAAACAUUAAUUAAUGAUGUACAGAAUUUUAAUGAUUCAAUAUUCUCUAUAAUAAAACAGAAAAUUGAUAGUGAGCUCUCCAAAUUAAAUAUUUCUUCUAAAACUACCUUAGAGUUUACAAAUAUAUUUGAUGUGCUUUCUAAUUCGUUUGAUGAGGUUAAAACAGAAUAUUUCCGCUUACAAUUAUUAGAAAAUAUAGGUGUCUUCAUAAGACCUUAUCAGAUUAUAAUUGGACAGAGGUUAAAUGAUAGACUUACUAGUGGUAGAGUAAUUUUAGAACCAAAAGAAGAAAACAAUAAUCCAUGUAUAGUUAAAAGUUUUGUUCAAUCUUCCCUAUGGAAAGUUAAGCUAAAUAACCAAAAUAAAAUUAUUCUACCAUAUUUUCUUUAUUACGAUGAUUUUGAAGUAAAUAACCCACUAGGGUCUCAUGCUGGAACUCAAAAACUUGGGGCUGUAUACAUUUCUCUUGCUUGUUUACCACCUGAACUAUCAUCAUCACUAAAUUAUAUUUAUUUAGUCGCGCUUUUCAAAACUGAUGAUAAAAAUUGUUUCGGGAAUCAUGCUAUAUUUAAAGAUCUUAUUGCAGAGCUAAAUUUCUUAGAGUCAACUGGGAUUGAAGUGGUUGUCAAUAACAAAACCUAUAAUAUUUUAUUUAAAUUAGGAUUAAUUCUGGGUGAUAACCUAGGAUUGCACUCUAUUCUGGGAUUUGUUGAGAGUUUUGUUGCAAAUUAUCAUUGUCGAUUCUGUAAAACUCAUAAAAAAGAAUGCCAUCAACAAUGUAUACAAAAUGAUAACAAUUUAAGAGACUCUGUUAAUUAUACAGCUGAUGUUAUGCAUAAUGAUGUGUCCGUUACUGGUAUUAAAGAACUAUGUAUCUGGAAUGAUGUGGGAUCUUUUAAUGUAACUACUAACUAUAGUGUGGAUAUAAUGCAUGAUAUGGCAGAAGGGGUAUGCAAAUAUGACAUAGGUCUUAUACUAAAAGAAAUGAUUUAUAAUCUCAAGUAUUUUUCUCUUGAUACAUUAAAUAACAGAAUAGUGUCCUUUAAUUAUGGACCAUUAGACAUUAGAAGUAGGCCAACACUAAUCACAGAUACAA